UUAUAGAUCGUAUUUAAAGAGCCCCUGGGAGUCUCCGGCUGCGCGGCCUGGUGACGAGGACUCGGCCUGAGCGGCUUCUCCUCUCUGGGAUCGGACUGUGAUUCCCUCAGUGACGGGAUUAUGGAUGUGCAGCCGUGAGCGGCCUGUGUAGCCGAUCUAUCAAAAAAUGACAGAAUAUAAAUUGGUCGUGGUCGGCGCUGGAGGCGUAGGGAAAAGCGCCCUUACAAUACAACUCAUACAGAAUCAUUUUGUCGACGAGUAUGAUCCCACUAUAGAGGACUCCUACAGAAAGCAGGUAGUAAUCGAUGGGGAGACAUGCCUGCUGGAUAUACUGGACACUGCAGGUCAAGAGGAGUACAGUGCAAUGAGGGACCAGUACAUGCGGACGGGGGAGGGAUUCUUGUGCGUGUUCGCCAUCAAUAACACUAAAUCGUUCGAGGACAUUCACCAUUAUAGAGAACAAAUAAAGAGAGUAAAGGACUCCGAGGAUGUACCGAUGGUCUUAGUGGGCAAUAAAUGUGACUUACCAUCUAGAACCGUAGACACCAAACAAGCUCAAGAUCUAGCGAGAAGUUACGGGAUUCCUUUUAUCGAGACCUCUGCGAAAACCAGACAGAGAGUGGAGGAUGCUUUUUAUACAUUGGUGAGAGAAAUCCGACAAUACAGAUUGAAAAAGAUGAGCAAAGAAGAAAAGACGCCCGGCUGUGUGAAAAUAAAAAAAUGCCUUGUAAUGUGAGCGGGGGGUUGACGAUGCCUUCUACACGUUAGUACGAGAAAUCCGAAAACACAAAGAGAAGAUGAGCAAGGAAGGCAAAAAGAAGAAGAAGAAAUCCAAGUCAAAGUGUGUGAUCCUGUGACCGGGCUCCACCCUGGAACGUGGGCCCCCACCUCAAUCUCCCCAUCGCCUCUGUACAUUAUACACUAAAUUAUUAGCACUCGGUCUCCUUGCUUCCAGCACUGCAUCCUGUCGUGCCAGUGUAUCGGGGCCCGGACGGAAGCCCCGGUGGGAUCGUCUGGAGCCUCCAUUGUGUGCAUGCCGCGUACGGUGUCCCACUUCUCCUUCAAGCUUCACAGACCAUAGACGUUUGUAUCGUGUGACGUAAAUGCCGCCAUCUCAACUCUUUUACCGUUGUGUGAGGCUCCUGGGACUUACAGUGCUUCAUCGGUUUCUUGCACGCCGCCACUACUACAGCCGUGUUGGUGAUUUUUAUGACUCUACUAAAUGCAACAACCCCCCCCCCCCUUACUGUACCUACAAUGUGGCAUACUGGUGCUAAGGGCAAUGAUUGAAGCUGAGUGAUUAUGCAUGAUGACAGGUUAUUAGAUGAAUGUUGCUCCCUCCUCCUCCUCCCGCUAGUAUCCGGGGGUCUGGACUCUUUCGGGAGAAGCGUCUCUUCCUGUUCUGUCUCUAGAUUCUGGACUCAUUGUUUUAUAGAAUAAAUACAUUACUGUAUCCGAUACUGGCGGCGAUCGCUCAUGUUCUCCCAUGUGGUGGCGCCCCCUGUAGGGAAGCAAUAUUACAUACAUUCCAGACCAGCUCAGUCGAUAAGCUUAUUACAAUGCAUUGAUCCAUCAGCAAUGAUCUCCUGUAAGUGGCCAGAGGACUCAGUGUUGUGUCUUAGAUUGCCCCUCCUACAUUUCUACAGGGGGUGGAGUCAGCAUGUCAAUCAAAUCUUCCAUAGUCUGAAUGGGUUUUGUGUUAACAAUAAUUUUUAGUUUUGUGCCAUUUAUGUAGCGCCCUCCCCCCCCAACUGUAGAAGAACUACUACAACCAGCAAGUACAUGUUAUGACCCUUUUCUAUGUGCAGCUAUGGUAGAACUAUAGUCCCCAGCAUCCAGUGUAGAGGAGUCUGGGAGACAGACUUGCGAGGGUGCCACCUUAUUGAUGCUCUGCGUUACUGGUGGAUAGGACCUUGUCACCCUGGGGUGCUGCCGCACUCUUUUUUUUUUUUUUUAUUACAUCAUGUGCCAUUAGAAGUGAGUGUGGAGCAGCUUUGCUCUAUACGGCAUAGCUGAGCCGUGUGACCUCUGCUGUGGAGGUGGCGGCACUUCUUGGAGUGCUUUACCAUGUACAUUAAGGGAGAUAAUGGGAGAUCUGGAGACUUUUUUCCAUUUUUUUUUUUUUUUUCCCCCUGGGAUGAACUAGUUCGGUCUGUACCAUGCAGACAUGAGCAAUCAAUCAGGCAGAGACUAGGCUUAAACAGAACCAACAGUGAUCCCGAUGGGGACUCGAAGAUAAUUGUAAAAGUUUUGGGCUCAGCUUUUCGAGAUGGUGACACUACCCCCCUUGUGGCGGCUUUGGCUCCUGAACUGUAGCCGGGAGCCCACAUCUACCUCUCUGUAAUCGUAACUGGUAAUACAGCGGAGUGCUUCUUCUAAAACUGGAAGUCCUGCUGUCCCACCUGUUUUAGGCCCCAGCUCCGGGUGAUACCUGCUAUAUAUACAUUGAGCGUUGUCUAGUGCAGUCUUAAUCCCCACCUAUUGUCUCAUUAGGCUCAAACUGAAGCUUAGCUUCACCCCUAUGCUUUAUACUGCAGCUGUGCUUGUUGCUGUAUAAGCCUGAAAGGUACCUUCUAUGUAUAAUCUUCCUCCUUUUUAGUUGCAUUUUCUAUUGGAGUACAAUGUAGUGUUAUUCCCACUUACUGUCUCUUUAGAGGCUCAGACUUGCUAUUCCGUGCAACCCAUGCUUUACGCUGCAGCUAUUCUCCAUUAGGGUACGUUCACACGAUAGGACCCACAGCGUAUUUUACGCAGCGGAUCCGCCCCUUAAGGACCGCUGCAUGGUGGCUUUACAUGUGCCUGCUCUGAGCGCCGCUACGCGCAGACACGCUGAAGCGAUGUGCGAGUCGCCGCACAUGCGCGUUGUACUCGCACACAUUGCGCCUGCUCCAUGAGCUAGGCCGAGAGCUGCCGCGAUGUGCGAGUGUACUGCGCAUGCGCGCUGCGAUUCACACAUGAAAGCCACCAUGCAGCGGUCCUUCAGCGGCAGAUCCGCAGCGUAAAAUAUGCUGUAGUUCCGCUCGUGUGAAUGUACCCUUAGGGUAUAAUUAUAACAACUAGCUUCAGUUGCAGUAGAACUCCUACCUACUAUAUCAAGGCACCCUGGUUGGGAAAUACUACUCUAUCAUUACAGGCUCCAGCUGCCUCUCCAUGCUUUACACUGCAACUUCUAUCCUUUAAGAGCAAAAUGUAAGAUAUUAAUGAAAAAGUGUGCGCUUUAUUUGAACUUUGGCAGGAGUACACAUGACGUACACAGAGGGAAAAUGGCGGGAAAGAUGACUUUAAACAAUGUCAGCUAAAUUCCCGUCAGCUGCUCUCUUGCCUCCAUGCUUUACACUGCAGCGCUGCUUGGUGCCUUGUAUAGGCCCAAGCUCAGCAAGCAAUCCUUACAUGAAAAAAUGGUCUCCUGCCCUUGCAGUAAUAUUAUAAACCACAGGAACUAAAGAGACAGGGAGAAAGGGAUGGGGAAUGGGUCUGCACAUAGUGGGAGGGGCCUCAAUAAGAUGGGUGGGGUCUUAUUUAAAGAUGCAGUAAACCUAAAACUCAAUCAGCCCAACGCAUGUGAAGAACGUAUGUGACCUGUGGGUGGUUAGUCGGUGACUCCUGGGUUGGGGGGGGGGGGGGUGGUCUCUAAUAUUAUUUGAGGGUUAAUAUUUCUGAUCAGUUGUGUGAGAAUAAUUUGUAUUAACCAAAUGUCACAUAAAUUGUUAUUAUGGACUGGUAAACAAAAACAAACGCUCUGUCCGUCUGGAGGGGGGAUUGGUUUUUGCCGCUUAACCGGUCGUCAUCAUCCGGCUACAACCAACGUGAAGACUCUGAGAUCGUCUCAGCUACAUCCAAGGUAUCGGGUGACACCUUGUGGGGCGACACAAUCUGGUACCCACUUCGCCACCGUGUCGCGCUCCUCCCUCCAGCGUGAUAGGAGACCCCGGACUCUGUUUACUUGGAAUGUAUUUGGACUAUUUUUGUAUAGAACGUGCACAUUUUGUACAUUUGUGCUUUUUAUUACAUUUUUUUGGCUGUUUUUCAUACAUUGUGGUGGCCACGGUGUCGACGUGAUGAAUUGCGACCUUUUACGAUGACCACUGUUUUUUUUUUUUUCUGAUCUGGAUUUGUAGGAUUUUAUAGGAGUUUGUUCCCGUGGGGGAUGUAGUCAUCGUCGUCGCCAUUUUAUUUUUGUCAUUAACUGUAACGCUCCUAUUUAUUGUAAUGUAAUAAAGGACUUCUGGUGACUAUUACAG
Messenger RNA from Hyla sarda, 4241 nucleotides. RefSeq names its product KRAS proto-oncogene, GTPase (gene KRAS). The transcript is spliced from 7 exons. Gene Ontology annotation, molecular function: GDP binding; GTPase activity; GTP binding. The record is from RefSeq and is a predicted model, not a curated record. Gene Ontology annotation, biological process: Ras protein signal transduction. Gene Ontology annotation, cellular component: plasma membrane. Lineage: Eukaryota; Metazoa; Chordata; Amphibia; Anura; Hylidae. Bases 167 to 736 code for a protein of 189 amino acids.